UUCCCAUCGAGAUCGAGCCAUCCUCCCUCCACUCCGGCGGUUCCACGAUUGGCGUGGCCGCCCCGGCGCCGGCCCCCAUCCUCCCUCCUCCACGACUUCCCCGGCCCCGGUGGCCCUUGCCCCCCAGUCCUCGUUCCCCAUAAGGCCGUCCUCACUCUCUCACGGCCCGCGGCCGCGCUUGACUCCAAACUCGGCGACCUCCGAGCACGAGCAGUCUCGCCGUCAUUGUCCUCUGCCGCCGGCGAGCUCCGGUCGGUGACGUCCUAAUGGCCUGACCUCGAACGGUAAACGCCGCAUCGAGCUCAACUGCUGGAGAAUUUGAAGUACAACUUUCUGCUUCUUUAUUUUGCGCUCUUGAUCACUUGGGAUCUGCGGUGCCUGCACGGACUUGCAUUUAAGACCUAAAAUUUGAUGAGAAGAAGAUUGGCAGAACAUUUAUCUUACAUUCCCAGAUCUCUUUCCUUGAUACAACUCAAGGAAAUGUCCUCAUUUUCUGCUGGUCAUGGACGCCGGCCAAAGAAGAAGCUUUAUCACCGUGAGCCUGGCCUCGACAAGGCCAUGGACCUCCAAAAGAAGCCCGCUCUCCUCCUUCGUCUCCGUGAGCUCAUCUUGGCCCAAAAGAAAGGAUCACUACUUGUACGUGACCUUGAAAAGGAGGUUGGCUUUGUCCAAAAAUGGAACUUUGUUUCACUUAUCGAGCGCCACCCCAAUAUCUUCCAUGUCUCUGGUGGAAGUACAUCGCGUGAGCCCAUUGCUGUCACACUUACUGAGAAGGCCAGAAAUAUUUCUGGUGAAGAGAUCCAAGCACAGGAGCUAAUGGAACCCAUCUUGGUAAGAAAUCUGAGGAAGCUGUUAAUGAUGUCGAUGGACUGCCAAAUCCCUUUAGAGAAGAUUGAGCUCAUCCAACCUGAAUUGGGUUUACCAAAGAACUUCAAGGACAAGUUGAUUCCUAGUUACCCUGACUUUUUUUCAAUCCGUGAUGUGCGAGGCUUGGACCAUCUGUGUUUGGAGAGUUGGGAUUCUUCACUAGCAGUCACAGCACGAGAAGAAAAAUUGAAUUUUGAUGGUUUCCAAAUGGAUUAUAGAGGGGUUGCUAAAGAUGGGAAUAUACUGGGUCCUUUUGCUUUCAAGUUAAAGUAUCCAGCAGGAUUUAGGCCCAACCGCAAGUACCUUGAGGAGGUAGUCAGGUGGCAGAAGAUGGCAUUUCCUUCACCUUAUUUGAAUGCUAGGAGAGUGGAGCCUGCAACUCCACAGGCUCGAAAGCGAUCUGUUGCUGUUCUACAUGAGAUCUUAAGCUUGACAAUGCAGAAACGACUGACAUCUGAUAAGCUAGAAGUCUUCCAUAAUGAGUACAGGCUGCCAUGCAAGCUACUUCUUUGCUUAGUAAAAAAUCAUGGUAUCUUCUACAUCACUAACAAGGGAGCAAGAAGUACCGUCUUCCUCAAGGAGGCCUACGAUGAUACUAACCUCAUUGAGAAGUGUCCUGUUCUGAAAUUCCAUGAUCAGUUUUCAUCUUUAAUUGGCCGAUCAUGCUCCGACUUAAAUACUCCACUGGCAGUAUAGCUUGAGUGUUAUUGAUUUACAUGAGAAGCGAAACCAUGGUGCAUCUGGCUGGUGCAUCUUCUUAGUUGAUUGCUUGAUGUUCACAUGAGCCCACUUGCACACAACAAACUAUGUAAUUCCUCUGUACAACGGAUGUGUCUUGCGCCUUAUCAGCUGUUAAAGAUAAAACUGUAAACACCAACAUCCCAUCUUUAAAUAUGAAGCACCCCAGGAAUCAAGUUGCAGAUCAGCUGAUGAGACAUCCAUGUUUGUACGGAGGUCACAAGUUCAGUUGGAAUGUAGGGGUUGAGAGGAUUAAGUGCAUGAUUGGUUUGAUACCAAAAUUUGGCAUGCCAAGAUUUCUAGUGAUUGGUUUGUUUCUUGCCAAGCUCACAAAAACUUGCCAAAUUUUGACAACUUUUGAUUUACCAAAUGUUGGCAUCAAAUCAAUCAGCUCUAACUCCAGUUGUGCAGCUUAUAAUGCCGAAAAAAGAAGUUGCAGUAUCAAUUCCGCUUUGUACUAAGAUAUGUAAUGUUGAGUUGCUUCUCCUAAUUGGAUGGAUUUCUACCUUUGGCUCAUAAACAAUAGUCAGGCACUCAUUUAUCUGAAACUCUAUUAUUCACUCAGUCUCAUGUGACUCUGCUUGCAGCAGGAUAUUUGUUACUGUUCUGUAACUUCUUUAGAGAGUUCUGCAACAUAAAUGUGUUACUCACACAAUCAUACCACUAGAUGCUCUUGGUUUACCGGAUGUUUUAAAUGCAUCACCAGUAUUGGUAACAGUUUUAGCACAAUAACAAGCUGCAUCUCAUCAGUACUUAUUUGGUUGUUUCUGUAUCCCUUAACAUGCAGAAAGCACCUGUAAAUGCUCCAGAUGCUGUCUCUAGCACAUUGAUUGUUCUGCUAAUUUCUGAAUUUGUUGACAAUGCUUAUCUACGUUCACUGUAUGCGAUUGUGUCCUCAUGCUUAUGUCGCUAGUGACUUCAAGUUAUCUGCAUUGGACUUUGAUGGUAUCAGACCACUUAUUUAUGUAUUUAGGUGGCCUAUUUCUGAAUAAGCAGCAGGAUAUCCCUAGAGGUUGUUUGAGAUGCCUAAGGGUCAGAAAUGACUUCACAUGUAAUUGCACAUCUUCAAUAUUUCACUUACUUAAGAUCUAGUUGAUCGGUUUUGAAUUGGCACAAAUGUUAUAAUAGACAUCCGGAGUCAUAGACUAGCUGCUGGUAGAUAGUAUCCUUCAUUUUGGUGACAUGAGGACAACAUAACUCACUGACAUUUGUACUAACUUGAUAUCUUCCUAUAUUAUUUGUUUUAGUAUUAACUUUAUAAACAUAAUGGUUAUUUGGAUAGCUGUCUUGAUUUUUAUCUCAGUAAUAUGAAAUACUGCAGUGUUUAACUCGCAUGCUUAUUAUCUUUUCAAACAAUUGUGAGUCAUCUUAGAUAUAGAUAGUAGUAACAUGUACACACAACUUUCGUUCCCACAUUCAACUAUUCAUGCUGCAUCGCCACAUUCAUCGUGUGCCCAUCGGGACACUGAAAGAAAGAAUGAAUAUCAGGCCUAUUUUCUUGCUUCAGAAGA
Messenger RNA from Triticum dicoccoides, 3116 nucleotides. Its product is annotated as protein WHAT'S THIS FACTOR 1 homolog, chloroplastic-like. NCBI's taxonomy places the organism in Eukaryota, Viridiplantae, Streptophyta, Magnoliopsida, Poales, Poaceae. The transcript is spliced from 2 exons. Gene Ontology annotation, molecular function: RNA binding. The coding region runs from base 412 to 1563 and encodes 383 amino acids. The record is from RefSeq and is a predicted model, not a curated record.